AUGUAUGCGCAGUCGAGCAAACCUGAUACAGGCGCAUCCACCCGAGAGGAUCGUAAACAAUGUUGGGAGGCGCGGGACCAGUACUUUGCUUGCUUGGAUAGUGUUGGAAUACUGAAGCCUGGGGAUGAGAAGACUUCUGUUGCCUGUUCCUCAAAGAACAAGGCCUACGAACAAAAAUGCGCUAAAAGUUGGAUUGAGUAUUUCGAUCAAAGACGGGUAAUUGCAGAGGCUCAGAAGGAUAGAUUGGCGCAGGCGAAUACACAGGCUGAGAAUUCAAAACGUUAG
Molecule: messenger RNA, 285 nt
Organism: Lentinula edodes (shiitake mushroom)
Lineage: Eukaryota; Fungi; Basidiomycota; Agaricomycetes; Agaricales; Omphalotaceae
Product: cytochrome oxidase c subunit VIb-domain-containing protein
Exons: 3
Coding region: 1-285 (94 amino acids)
Cellular component (GO): mitochondrion; respiratory chain complex IV
Source: RefSeq, a predicted model, not a curated record